Hyla sarda is the source of this 14436-nucleotide messenger RNA. RefSeq names its product pleckstrin and Sec7 domain containing 3 (gene PSD3). Gene Ontology annotation, biological process: regulation of ARF protein signal transduction. The record is from RefSeq and is a predicted model, not a curated record. Lineage: Eukaryota; Metazoa; Chordata; Amphibia; Anura; Hylidae. The transcript has 17 exons. Gene Ontology annotation, molecular function: guanyl-nucleotide exchange factor activity; phospholipid binding; protein binding. The coding region runs from base 244 to 3999 and encodes 1251 amino acids.
UGCCUACUUGGUCGGUCCCUAUUGAGUUGUUUCAUUCAUUGUAAGAAUGUGUGAAAAGAAUCUUCUCUAAGGAAGACAAACUCUUCAUCUACAGUCCAACCACGAACAAGGAAUUGUGUCGGAGGCUUCUCAACAAGUAUGAAGUGUUCAGAAGACGAGGAUUUCAGGGUGGUCUCGGGAAAAGAUCGGUACUUUUCUAUGGUAGGAUAUACAACCGUCUCUUGACAAGUCCAUGCUAAGGAAAUGGCAGAGCAGAAACAGAUGAAAACUUCCUUCCUAUAUAUCCAGCUGAAGUCACCGAGUAAAUGUGCUGAGCGAUCACAGAAGGCGUGCUGUUUGGCAGAGAAAACUUUCUUAGCUGCAAGCAGAAAGGCAUGUGACACUAGGAGGCCAGAUCCUCCUGUGAGAGAAGACACACAGCCUGCUUGUAGCAAGCUGAAGAUAGAAGCAGGCAGUUCUGCCCAGAGCACAGUGUCAUGUUUAAACAUCUGCACGGCAAUGAGCAAUGGCACCAAGAAAAGCAAAACUACUGCCCAGGGAUACACACUGGCACUUGCCAAAGCAAGCGAUGCAACUAAACUUCCCGAUCUCGGGGCUGGAUUAUUCAGUCAGCUGAAAGAAAAUGGAACCUUUACAUCUGAUGUCGCACUGACAAGCCAGUAUGUGUCUGAUCCAAGUCCCUACAAUAGUGACGGAAGCAGCUGGAACGUAAUGGAUCAACGUUGCAAUCCAGGAGAAGAAAAGAUGUGGUGGAAAGUUGAAAUGUGUAACCCUUUGGUGACAAACACUCCAAUCCUUUGCCGAAGUCCUGAGUUUAAAAGUUUCCGGAAUGCAGUGGUUGAAAAAUCGGCCACAUUCAUAGGCACCCAUGACAGCUAUAUGGGGCAACGGUUAGAGGGCACAAGACUAUCCACCAGGUAUCCUAUGUCGGUGACUACUGCUAGUCCUGUCAAACUGGAAAAGGCAGAAAGGUAUGUUUGGGUUAACAACACAUCAGCACACUCCCAGAAUGUUGCAAAGGCAAAGUAUGAAUUCUUGUUUGGUGAGCCCAAGUCUACAACAGAUGACAAAGCGCCAGAUGACCCUGGAAAUACACGGUUGCUUCAACAGACUGCUAGUGUCAACAAUGAAUUCCCUGAAUAUGGAACAACGGAGCACAGAGAAAAUGACACAUUCAGAGCUGCAUAUGGAUGUUUAGGUGAACAAACACAAUGCCCAGACGAUACAAGAGGACCGGAGGAGCCCUUCCCACUUACACAGAAUGACAAUUCUGAACAAUGUUUACAUGACAAACUAAAGAGCGGGUCUCAAAAUUUAGUGGGGAGUGAUGGUGAAGACAGUAACUGCUCUCUAGAUCCUCAAGUAACAUCUUGGCAGACUAACAGACCCUCUCAACCAGAAUGUAAUUUGAUAGUUGGUGAUAGUGGGAACUUGGAGAAUAAGCAGCAUAAUCCUAAUGUGCAAAGUCCCCAACCAUUAAAAGAAGUAGAUGGCGUUAUGGUUCCAAGUCAGGAUGAGCCAUCCAAUGCUCCUACAGUUCAUGCUCCAGAAAGAAAAUCAUACUUGUACGUAGACAGAGAGCUACCAGCCAUUUCUGAAGAGGAAACUCUCUCAGAAUCUUCUUUAUCACAAAUCACGGAGAUUGCAGAUUUUCCUAAAUCUUCAACGUCAACUAUCAUGGACCACAGUGAUGGCGCAAUGGCAAGAAAUUUAGAAGUAGGUGUGGAAGUGAAUGGUGGUCCUACUCAGUCCCUAUCUCCUAUUAUAUCGGUAUCUUUAGAAAAUGCUGCUAUUAACGGUAUGAAUAGUUCAAUGGUCCAAACAGAAAUGGCUGGAAAAUGGGAGGACAAUUCUCCUUUUGCAGUGGAGGAAAAACACAAUGAUACAACGUCCCUCAUAUCUCCAGGAACAAGUAGUUACAUUCCAACACUUGAGAGGACUAGAAGUUCAGUAGGGGCAACAUUUUCAUCUGUAAUCCAGAGGCCUAGGAGCGCCUCUGACACAUGUAUUCAAGACGGGGUAGACAAUGAGGUUUUCCUUAAGGAUACUCAACCUGGUGAUGGGAUUUCAGGACAUGUUCGAAUUCCCCCAAGUCCUAGGAUUGUGGUCGAUGACCAAUAUGAAGACACCUUUAGAUCGAAGAGAUGCUCUGAGGACUCCACAGAUUUGUACAGCUCCCAGUUUGAGAACAUACUGGACAAUACAUCAUUGUAUUACAGUGUGGAGUCAUUGGAUACCUUAUACUAUGAGCCAGAUAGUUUUUUCAGCUUUGAGAUGCCACUGACACCAAUGAUUCAACAGAGAAUCAAAGAGAGCAACCAGUAUCUGGAGAGGAAUGUGUCUACCGAUGUGGAACAUGAGUUUCUUAAAGUUGACUCUGGCAGUGGAAUAACAAUGGGAUACAGCAAUGAUGUCACCAAUGGGUUGGAUGAUACAACAGAAGCAGAAUUAAGUAAAACAAGUGAGGAGCUGGAUAUCUCAGGAAGUGAUGCAGGAGCCAGCAGAAGACCUCUAGAGGCCUCACAUGACAUGGGCAGCACUGAAAUCCUUGAAAAAGGAAGCACUGAAAACCUCAGCAAUGGGACCAAUAGUAAUGUUCAAGCUGCUAAACGCUUGGCCAAACGUCUCUACCUUCUGGAUGGAUUUAAACGCUCUGAUGUUGCAAAGCACUUGGGAAAAAAUAAUGAUUUCAGCAAGCUCGUGGCAGAAGAAUAUCUAAAAUUUUUUGAUUUCACGGGGUUAUCCCUGGAUCAGUCACUCAGGAGUUUCUUUAAAGCCUUCUCACUCAUUGGGGAGACUCAGGAAAGGGAGAGAGUAUUAAUCCACUUCUCCAAUAGAUACUUUCAAUGCAAUCCAAAUACCAUAUUUUCUCCAGAUGGCAUCCAUUGUCUUACCUGUGCAAUCAUGCUUCUCAAUACGGAUCUACAUGGACAUAAUAUUGGAAAGAAGAUGAGCUGUCAGGAAUUCAUUGCCAAUCUUCAAGGGGUGAAUGAAGGCACAGAUUUCCCACGGGGGCUUCUUAAGGCUCUGUACAACUCUAUUAAGAAUGAAAAACUAGAAUGGGCUGCAGAUGAUGUUGAUGCGAUGAAGAAAUCCCCAUCAGACAGCAACGAUGACAAAUCUAAUGGUAUGGGAUCGAAGAGUGUUAGUCGUAUUGGAAGUAGCAGCAACCCAUUCCUGGACAUCCCCCACGAUCCUAAUGCUGCCGUUUACAAGGCUGGUUUCCUUGCACGCAAAAUCCAUGCGGACAUGGAUGGGAAAAAAACUCCAAGAGGAAAGCGAGGAUGGAAAACAUUCUAUGCUAUUCUGAAGGGAACUGUCCUUUACCUGCAAAAGGAUGAAUAUAAACCAGAAAAGGCUUUGUCUGAAGAUGAUUUAAAAAAUGCUGUAAGUGUACAUCAUGCUCUGGCCUCAAAGGCAACAGACUACGAGAAGAGGCCUAAUGUCCUCAAGCUUAAAACCGCAGACUGGAGAGUUUUUCUUUUCCAAGCCCAGAGCACAGAGGAGAUGGAAUCUUGGAUUAACAAAAUAAAUUGUGUGGCUGCAGUGUUCUCUGCUCCACCAUUCCCAGCUGCUAUAGGAUCCCAGAAGAAAUUCAGCCGCCCGUUACUGCCUGCUACCACUACCAAGCUGUCAAAGGAUGAACAGCUGAAAUCACAUGAAACAAAACUUAAACAAAUCUCCACUGAGCUAGCUGAGCAUCGCUCAUAUCCACCUGACAAAAAAGUAAAGGCCAAGGAAAUAGAUGAAUACAAGAUGAAAGAUCACUACCUGGAGUUUGAGAAAACCCGGUAUGAAGUUUAUGUACAGCUACUAAAAGAUGGUGGCAAAGAGCUGCUGGCCAAUGGGGAAAAUGACAACUCUGGCAUGAAAAAAUCUCAUUCCAGCCCUUCCCUCACUCAAGAUUCAUCACCAGCCAGUGCCAAGGUCAAGCGCAACAUUUCUGAGAGAAAGGAUUACCGGCCAGAGACACCCAGCAUCAAGCAGAAGGUUACCUAAGAGGCAUAGGAUUAAUAGAAGCUGGAGUCAGUCAGCAAGAGCAGCAACAUAUUUUGUCCGUCACAAUUGUUACUAUCUGUGGUUCAUUCAAACAACAAAACAAGUCUGUGACUGACUGAAGCUUGAUAGCAUUUUCUCUUGCACAUUCCUUUUUGCUGUUGACUGCUCACUAUAUUGUAGAUGUCUUUGUUCCCAAUCUGCAGAGUGUGGUAUUUUGGCUUAUGACAACUCAUGAGCUGCAAGUUCACUCCAGUACUGAAAGGUAUAGCUAAGAAUGCACCUUUCUCCAUCAGGGGUUACAAUCCAUGCGCCAACCAUUAUACACCUUCAAUCGAGUAUACUCAUAUGUGUUCUCAGAUUUUACACAAGGUAUAAAGACUGGUGUUGGUUUACUACAAACAUUUCUUUUUUAACUAUUAUGAUGACAGUUAUGCAAAGAGACUAAAGUGUUAGGUUUAAAUUCAAAUUUCAGAUGUCAUUGAAUAGUAAAACACAGGCCAGACAACAAUCCAACAUUUUGAACCCUUGGUUUUAUUGACAUUUAGUUUUCCAGUAUACACUGUACUUGCAAGUUUCAGCUUUAGUAGUGUGGGCCAUUUACUUUAAAUGUACAGUUCUGGUCAGGGCAGUGUGCUUAUGCUGGGCUGGGUGGAUAUAGCACAUUCAGUUUUCAGUCUGCACAAUAUACAUCAUAUCUGCUAAGCAUUAUUCAAGGCCAGUUAACCUUUGAAUGUACUGUACAGUUUUCAUCUCAGUGGCUCAGUUUCUAAAUAGAAUUUAUCCUAUAAAGCAUUCGAUGGGUUUGCUUGCUCUCAAUGCAGGGAAUAGGGUAACUAUUGGACCUCCCAUUCAGAAUAGACAGGCAGGUCUUUGGUAGUGAUUUGCGCUAAGAAUAAUUGGACAUUUUUGCUGCUAAUUACAGUACCUGGCUGGUGUGCACUUCAUCAGCUCCCCUGCUUAUUCCAUUCUAUAAUACAUGCUCUCUAUACCUAGUACACGUUUCAAAGAAAGCUAUAAUUUCCAGCCAUGUAUUAUAAUUUUAUCUCUGAACUUUAUAGUUUAUUCAAAAUGCGUAGAUGCAGAAACAAAGGGUAUAAUUACUGACUGAUCACAAAAAUUCUAAAAUACGUAGAAAUUGAAAUUUCCCAACCUGAUUAGGGAUAAAAGGCCACUGCUGUUAUGAUGCUGCAUAAGGAGUUGACACAUUAGAAAAAUGCAUUUUACAGCUUCUCAUCAAGAUGCAAAGUGUAGCGUCACCCAGAUUCCGCCUUCAUUUUAAAUGUAUGCUACGUGUUUAUAUAUGGAGAUACUACAUCUAAAUAUUCUGUUAAUGGGCUUUAAUGGUUUAGUAAGUGGGAUCUAAAUCAAAUGGGUUCUAACUUAGGAUCUCGAGUUCUAGAAUACGCCAUAACCCAGUCUACAGAAACCGCUGUUGUGCAUCAAGCUACAAUACAUUUGCAUAUUUGCUUUCUUCAGCUUGUCGGAUGGGCUGACCAAAGCGAGCAUUGAAUUACGGUACUUGCUAUUGGUUUUAACUAAUUAGCAUUAGAUAAGCUUUCAGCCUAAUUUAUAUGUUAUCCUAUCUGCAGACUGUUCCAUAAAGAUUCUUAAAGCCACCAGACGAGACCAUUUAUAGAAUUAUUGUGCUAUCCAAAUGUUAACAGUUUAAGAUAUAUAUUCCAGCUUCUCCCUAAGCCAAGACUAUGGCAGUUUGAUUAAUGAAACAGCAUUUCCUUGCUCAGCAGCUUAGCUUAACAGCUUUCUGUUCGGAAAGGCACAUUUAGAAUGGACUCUGAGCAUUAGAGAUCUAGCACUCAGGGGCUACAUUACACAUCCAAGGAAAAAACAAGUAUAUUAGACCUUUGGUGCAUCUAAUACAAAAUAGAAUUAUACGAUUUAAUUUUCACAUAAUACAUACAUUUUGAUGCCUAAACCACAUAAUAAACACACUUACUGAAGGUUAAGAGCCAUGCAAAUAGCUUCAUAUAUUCAGUGUCUGAGGCUGUGCAUCUCGUAAAUACCCAUUCCAUGUUGAAUGAAUUCCGGGAAGAAAUGAUGGGGAACAUGUUUAUUUAAAUAUACAAAACAAUGGACAUCUGAAAGCAGAAAAUAAGACAAAGAUGAAAAUGCAUAAAUAGAAAGGGCUUUUGUAUACAGGUACAUUUUAUAGUUUUGAAUGUAGUUGUUUAGACUUAGGUAGUAAUGGAGUGCAGUAGAUGCAUCCUGCCUCCUUUCUCAUAUUUAUUUACAGUAGGUAGGACCACAGACGUGAAUAGUCAGCUUAGAUCUAAAGGCUGCAUAGGGAACAUAAAUCUGUAUGAAUGAAGAGAUAGUGCUACUAUCCAUAAUAUUGGCUGUGACUGGUAAUACACUUCAGACCCAUUAUCUGGGAUGAGGUGCAAUACCAAUGUGCCAGUGAACAAGUGUGGUGCUGUUUCUGGAUAAAAAAAACUCCUUUUUCAUCAUUUUCAGAAUAUGGUAUAAAGCAUAGAUGUUUUAGACUUUGCUAUAUAUUGGCACAUUACAUUUCACCAUCAUUGUGGUUAUGGAAAUUGUACAUGGCCUGAACAUUUUUUUUUCACAUUUGAAGCAUGAUGUCUUCAAACUAAGGAUACGUUUUCAGAGAUUAACCUCACUAGACCAGGUCUCCUACACAGCUCGUAUGAUCAAAACUUUUAUUGGUGUUUUUUGCCUCCUAAUAUAUAUGGCAUUAUCUAAAGGUACGUCAAGCGGACGCUUGAGAAUACUCUACAUACCAGAUGGCUUAGAAGAAAUACUGAUAGGCUCUGUACUCUGUGUAGAUGUGAUAUGUAUACAAAUGUGUAUAUAUGGUGAUUGUGUGUGAGGGAAUUAUUUUUAUUUUCUUUUAAAGGUACGAUUCCUCAAUAGUUUUACAUUGAGGUUUAUAAAUCAUGUUGGUUUACACAGUGCAAUGUUGCUUUUCCUAUUAUUAUUUUUUAAUAUACAUAUUUUACAAAAUACAUCUGCUGCCUGCUGUUCAUUUCAUAUUGUAGCCUGUCAUUUAAUGUCCAUUUUAGCUUUAUGGUUUUCGUUUUUAUUUUUUAUUAAUGAAUAUGGUAUUCCAGCUUAUAUUUUGUCUCACUUUACACAAUAAACGGAGGGAACCUUUAUUACACAUAUGUGCAAUAUCAGGGUAGAUACUGGUCAGAAGGGCUCCAAUUUGUAUUUAAUAUGUUGCAAAAUCUCCACAGGACAUACUUACAAUAAGAUUUUCUUGAUAUGUAGUUAAAUCACAUUGUUUGCCAUUGAUUUUGCAAAAUCACAGCAUAAUGUGGUUUUGUAAAAAUCACAAGAAAAACGCAGUGUGACUAAUGGCCACAGUACAUCUGUUUACCUCCAUUGAAGGUUGGAAAAAAUGUUGUGGUCUUACAUUUGCAUAUUCACUACAACCCAAAAAAGCUUGCUAAAUUUGAAUAACUUUAUUUAUUAAAGAUCUAUAUUUAAUUAUUUUGAAGUACUUUCGAGAGACAAAUCUGCAAAGCAUCAGGGAAUAGCCACAUUUGUGGUAAUGAGUAAAUGCUACAUGUAGAUGCAAUGCAUGUCCCUAUGUAGUAAAUGUGUUUGUAUUUGUGAGAAGUCAAUUUUAUUACGUUGUCUUCUUCUUCUUUUGCUUUUUAUCAGAUUUACUUUGGUCUGAAUUUCAUAUUACAUUCCCUACCAGCAAUGAUAACAUUCAAUAUGGCGGACCAAUUGGCUGAUGGCUAUCGCUCCAGGUGUUCCAAUGAGGAAAGGUUGAAAUCUAAGACUCCCAAUUGUAGUUACAUUAAUAGCUCUUAAUACGUGGUUUAAAUGUUGUUAGCCAUUUUUGCAAAAUAGACAUUGGAAUCUGUUUGACAGUAAUGACAUUUCUCCCUUUACAAACAGGAGCCAUUUGGCUACAGGCUCAUUCUACCUUACACUCUAUUGUCUGCAGUAUACAGCCACAAUUUAUAGCUUGUUUUCAGUAGAAAGAUCAGUGGAGAAAUCAUGAUGCCUUUCCGUACACUGUGACAACACCUUUGUCCUACCCAUGGACAAAACACAAUAGUGGCUAUUGUGACAGCACCUGGAGGGCAACCAUUGCAUAUUUGGUUUGCUUUCAGCUGCCCUUCAUUGUCCAAGUUCUUUCCUGCUUGUAAAAGCAGUGAAUAGAGUAAUAGAUGUAGAAUAGAAAAUUGCUUAUAUAUAUAAUUCCUUUAUAUGGUUUCAGUUGCUGCAAGGUGGAUCUUCACUUUAAGUUUACAGAAGAGAAAAAGUGAUGCAUGGCAAGUGAUUUUUAUAUAUUUUUUUAAAUAUGCAAAGCAGAUCACAAGAUUUGCUGAUUUAUUAUAAUUUUUUUUUCAAGACGAAAAUAUAUUAUGCAUUAUUCAUGUACCUUUAUAUGUUUAGAUUUACAGUAGAACUCCCAUGUGGCAGCAUGCACUAUACCAACCUAUGGGUAGUCUGCAAAUGUAAAGUACUGUACAUACUGAUCCUAGCAUCUUUUAUAUUUCAAUUAUAGUUUGUUAAAUGGGGAAUGCAUGUUAAGACACUAACUACAUAAGGUAGAGUAGACUAGUGUAUGAGUUCCCUAAGAAAUAGAUAAGAUUGUCACUCAGCCUGCCAGGCCCUUUAUUUUAUUAAAAUUGCAGCUUAAAGGAGUACUGUGGUGCAGGAACACUUAUGCCCGCACAAAGCGGCGGCCAAGGUAUCUCUAUGGGAGAAUCGUAAAUACCGAAACGCUGUAUUUCUGUCUCUCCCAUAGAGAUACAUGGAGGAGGUGUGUCGGCCACCGCUUUAUGUGAGGUUCAACACACUCUGUUCCUAGGGAGAGCCGAGUGACGUGCAGGAAAUCGCGGGGGGUCCCAGCGGUCAGACCCCACACAAUUUGACUCUUAUACCCUAUCCUUUGGAAAGGGCAUAAGUGUUCCUGCACUACAAUACUCCUUUUAAGUUCAUUAUUUUAAAUCAUUUUUAGUUGGUAUCCCAUUUUCUAGUUGCAAUAUAUUAUCAACAUAUAUAGAGUCACCAUGUCCAUGCUGUAUUCCAAUAUAAUAUAUAUGGUAUAAAUAUCAUCCCUGUAUGCUAUCUACUUGUAUCUAUUUUAGCACUCCAGUAGAUACCAGUUUCUGUAUUUUUUUGUACAUUUUAUUUCUGACAUUUUAAUGACUUUGUAAACAUUAAUCAGCAUAUAAUAGCAACAGUAGCACAUAUAAAAUAUGAUGAACUGGCUGCCAUUGCUGUUCCUAAGAGAUCAGCUCCCGUCUCCUUCGCAUUCCCUAGAAUUAAUGGCACUUUCUACAAAUUUGACUUUCAGUUAUAUGCUAUUUGUGGCUGCUAUGAAUGGUGUUCCAGAAUGUAAAAUUUCUGCACUCCUUGUUAAUUUUCUUUAGUGGCAUAUAUGUUAUAUUCAAGACUAUGACACAUAAGCCCACGCUAAAUGUAAUAGGUAUAGACUGAAAAUUGAAUCUAGCCAGAAUGCUGUCCUGAAGAAGUUCAGUACAUGGCACAUUUGAGGAGAUUAGUGCUGCUGGUGCCAUUAAGUGCUCACUCCUAAGGUACUUAGAUUUAUUUUCUGUUUCCUAUAAUGCUAAAUUGUUUUAGAUGUUUUCCAUCAAGUCGCCCAAAGCUUUAAGCCGAAUAUUUUUUUUUACAGAGGCACUUCUAGUUAUCCACAGAUUACAGACAAGUCUGUAAAGUACUUGAGAAUAUAAAAGGCAUGGGUAGAAAAUGUGAAUUCCCCCUGCCUCCAUUUAUGUUAUUACAUGAAUAAAGGUAUCAUUAAAAUGAGCCAUUGAAAUCUCAGAGAGACAUGUCAAAAAUUUUGAUCAGUCUGGUUCUUGGACCCCCACCGUUCGUUAGAACGAGCCAGGAGAAAAACAUGGCUGAGCGCAUCUAUCUCCUUGGCUUGCAGCUCUCGUUGUGUCUGCAGGUAACAGAUUCUAUAUUAAGUCCAAUGAGCCUAUCUCCUGUAACAAGACAAAGGAGAGAGUCGCUCAGCAGGACGCCUCUGCCAGGUUGUUCUACUAAUUAAUGAGGUCUGAAUACCCAGACCCUGAUCGAUCAUAUUUUUGAACCAUAGUAAUAUUUUAAGUUACUGGGGGUAUAUUUACCCAGGACUGGAUUUUCUAAUAGGUUCAAUAGUCCUGUGUCUAUGGACAGCCCAGCAAGAAAGUAUGGCUACUUCUCAGGUUAAAAUAACCUCUCGUUGGUAAUAAUAUAAAGUACAUGCAGUUUAUAUCUUUACUGUUAUAAAAGGAAACAAAAAGUCUUGCCUUUUCUGAUGGCAAGUAAUUCUUAGAGAGCUGUUGUUUGGCUCUUAUGUAUCAAUCAUGAAUCAGUCAUGGCAUUUUGCGCCCACAGGCUCCUUAGCUCUGAAUAUGGUACAGCAUUUACUGAACGUUAUUCCUGGCCCACAUAUCUCUGUUUAACUAGGGGUAUUCUUUAAUCCCGCAAAAUGACCAUUAUUUCUCAGUUAUUACAAUGUGUUUUGGGCACUAGUCUUCGCUACAGUAGUACAAUCUCAAGUACCAUUUCAGCUACCAUUAAACACAGCCUUGAUACUCUGUGGGUCUACAACUGAACUGUCAGCACUAAACCACUACAUGUUGAAAGAAAAAUCUCAACAUAAAUGUUUUCUUUAUUUCAAUGCCAUCUGAAAGGGAAGCUGUUUGCUCUAUUUGCUGCUAAAAGCUGCAGACACCAUUGAAUAGCGGUUAGGUUGUAAAAACAAACUGCACCUUUCCUGGAGCUGAAAGUGGUUACUAAACUUCUAAAGUUGCCUUUUAUUAUUUCAGCCAAGUGCUAAGGAGGCAGUGCCGAGCUUCUCAAAUGCCCCAGCAUAGUAUCCCUCCCUGCUCACCCUCACCUUCCAACCUCUCCUUGACUGAUGUGUAAUGUGGGAAGGUGAGAGAGAGUGAGGAGGUGUCAGGUUGUAUCACUUGAACAGCUUUGCUCCAACUCCUUGACAUUUGACUGAGAUAUUAAAAAAGGCAAUUUUGUAAGUUUGGCAACCACCAUCAGCUUCAGAAAAGGAACAGUUUACUUUUAUACCCUAAUAGGUAACCAAUGGUGUCUGCAGCAAAUAGACCUCAUAGAUUCCCUUUAACUAUUUCUAGUCCAGAUGAAAAGCCCUUACACAUUCUUAUGUCUUUCUAGAUGUUGUUAUUUGUCUGUUUGAGACAACCUAUAUUCUAACUAAAUCCUGUCUAUCACCUAAGCACACUAACUGGCUAUUUUCUGGCCAUUUGCACUUGGCACUUACGUUGCUGUCACACUGUGCAGACAGGUCAUUUUAGCAAAUUCUCACUUCUAAAUCUUUAAAAUGGGUAAACAUUACAUUUUUCCUUGUGACAUCUGAGGACAGGACUCUAUUUCCCUUUAGAUAAAGCAAAUCUGCAUGUGAACUUUUAACUGUAAGGCAAUAAAUAUUACCAUUUUAAGCCAAUAAAAACAAAGGGUGGAUAACAGAUUUAUAGGAUAUCCACUAUAACAACCAUGACAUAAAAUUGUAUUAAUUAGAAAUAAGGUAUAGGAAAUAUUUACAAUAAGUAUUUUCUCAGGUACCUGAUAAACUGGACUAUACUAUGGUAGGGGUAAAAUCGACAUACGAUGGCCUCUCAGAGGCCAUCGCAUGUCGAUGUCAGCAUCGACAUACGAUGCUUUUAUAUGUCGGGGCCAUCGCAUAAACUGCUGUCCGACAGCGCAAAAUGCUUAAGCUGCUGUCGGAUAGCAGUGUAAUGUGCCCCAGCAGGUUCACUUACCUAUUCCCGCUGCUCUGGGUCCACUUCGCGAUCCUCCGGUGUCUUGCGCAUCUUCUCCAGGGUCCGGGCCUUGCUUUCCGGCGUCGUUAUUAAGUCACUACGCACGCCGCGCCGGCGCAGCAGCGUAAUAACGUCACCUGAAAGCGAGGCCCGGACCCUGCAGAAGAUGCGUAAGACACCGGAGGAUCGCGAAGAAGACACCGGAGCAGCGGGACAGCAUCGGGAGCCCCUGGAACAGCAGUGGGAGCGGUGAGGACCUGGUGCGGAGCGGCGGGGACAGGUGAGUACAGCUUCCUAUACUUUACAUUGCACGGAUCCCUCAACAUACGAUGGAUUCGACAAACGAUGGGUCUUUUGGAACGAAUUACCAUCGUAUGUUGAGGGACCACUGUAUGCCAAUGCCACUUAGUGUAAAUAUGUCAUAAAUAGACUCCAAUGUUAAGAAAAAAUAUACCAUGCUGUGUGCUCAGGGGUUUCCAUUUAUGUACUAUCCAGCAUAUGGAAACUCCGAAUGAAACAACCUAAAGUUAUACUCUAUUGGAUGAUGAGGGUCUAUGGAUAUGUUUGCCAUAUGUUUUGGAGGAUUUCCCAAUGCAUAUGGCAAAUGAAUACCACAAACAUGGUGUAAAAAGACCACAUGGGAUAAAAACGCUGCAGAUAAUCUGUAGCUGGAAAUCUGUAGUAUUUCUGUAGGUAGAUAUGUACCAAAUCAUGUUAAAUUGUUUCUGUCAAUGGUUUUCUUCUGCCCAGUGCAUAUUGUGAAAUUUUCACAACAGAGUUACUGGCAUUAAAAUUCUGCUGCCGAAAGAAGGAUCAUUUUUUGGGUGAAAUCCACCUGGAAUGCAUUGUCGUCUAUGGAGACGGCAAUGUACAUGAUGUCCUAGCGCUUACUGAUUCAGUUGGUGCUGGCUGGACUCAAAAUCUCCACAGUGCAAACCUAGCCUAAGCGUUAUAGUCUCAAAUGCCUAUGUGAGUAAUAGGGUGGCCAGGUGGAAGGGGAGCAGGGGCCAUAAAAGGGCUCUACUUCUCCCUUAUGAUUAUAAAUUGCUAUUAAAAAUAACCUAUAUUGUCUGUUUCCGAAACUGUCUCAUCUGCUAUAUUUACAAAUCACAUUGACAAUACAAAAUAAACCCCAUUAACCAUGCUGUGUUUGAGAGUGAGAAAGUAUCAGGAAAUUUUACAUCUUUUUGCAGCAGUCAUAUAAGGGGAGAUUUAUCAAAACCUGUGCAGAGGAAAAGUUGCCCAGCUGCCCAUAGCAACCAAUCAGAGUUCUUCUUUCAUUUUUAAAAUGACCUCUGUAAAAUGAAAGAAGCGAUCUGAUUGGUUUCUAUGGGCAACUUUUCCUCUGCACAGGUGUUGAUAAAUCUCCCCUAUAGGGUUUGUCAGAGAAUAGUAAGUAAAAGGAGGUUAUAGGUGAAAUAGUGGUUAUCGGAUUUUUAGAUGUGUAAACUAGAUAGAUGCAAAUACUCAGAUUCAGGCUAUUCCACAGAAAAUCCCAUUUAUUGAUAACAUGUUUCACAAUUCUGACUCACUUACUGUAUAGGGCUCUAGAAUGUCUUUUACACCAAGUGCAAUAUGGUAAUCAUAUAUUAAAGAAUAACUCUCUAUGUAACUUAGCCAACAUUUUUGUUGUGUCUGACAAUAAAUGAUAUUGACAAUUUACAAUAACAAUCUGCAGGAUCACUGCAAGAAAAGUAAUAGUUUACACAACUUUUAAUAUUCAUUGGUACUUUAUGUAAAUUUGAAGUGUUCAGCUGUGAACAUGGCUGAAAACAGGAAAGUGCAUAGCACAUCUAUGAUUCCGCUCAGAUAGCCAUAACACUCCCAUGCAGAAGUUGAUGUGGGUGAAGGAGGGACAUAUUGUGGUCAUUGUCAUAAAUGCUCAGCCAUUGUACAUCAUGUUUUGUGUUGAUUUUGCUUUAUAGACUUUGUAUCCUAUUCCUUGUGAUUCAUGGAAUACUGUGUAUAUCGAACAUCUAGCAGAGGGUUGUGGAAGCAAAACAAGUUUCCUUUGAAGAUCACAAACUAUCUUUCUUUAAAGUAGUUUCACACAAUGGAGCUUCUGUGUAUAAUUGCUGUUCUAAUAAAAGAUUGUACGAGAUUGAAGGUAGCAGUAGAAAGUAAUUCUCACACCCCUUUCAAUACAUCACAGUUGACAGUUUUGUGGUGGCAGAUUGCUUUGACUGGCCUUGUGAGACGUGAAAAUAUAAGCUUGAAUUCUGUUACAAUAUUGAAUUCUAGUUAAGUGCGGACAUGACAUGGGUGCAAAAACUGGAUGGAGUACUUUUUAAACCAUAAAAAUAAUACUAGUCAUUUAGAAAAGGACAACUAUAGAGGUAUCCUGUUAUUUAUCAUGUUUACAUUUCCAUUGGUUUUACUUCAAUUUCAGAUGCACAUUAUUCCCAUGCCCUUUUCUUUUCAAUUUAUUGUACAUUAGCUGAUGAAUCCCCUUAUAUUUAUAGAAGCUGUGAUAUAGUACAUUUCUCUAUUGUGUAAACGUUACUUUGUGUUUUUAUAGGUUGGGAUAUUGUUGCUUUACAAAAAUGAAAUAAAACAAUUUACAGCAUCAAAAAUGAUUUUUAUGUAAGGUAAAUCAUCCAAAAAUAAUGAAGGAUCUAAAGAAACAAAGUGUGUAUAUGACAUAUGUAUAUGUACAAACUUUAGCAAGAAAUAAAACAAAUGUAUUUCACCUGCA